Messenger RNA from Centrocercus urophasianus (Greater sage-grouse), 2045 nucleotides. RefSeq lists its product as uncharacterized. The record is from RefSeq and is a predicted model, not a curated record. The coding region runs from base 1275 to 1943 and encodes 222 amino acids. Lineage: Eukaryota; Metazoa; Chordata; Aves; Galliformes; Phasianidae. The transcript is spliced from 3 exons.
UGAUGUAGUAGUGACUCUGAAGUGGCUCCUAAGCUGGAGAUUUGACCAGUACUUGUUAAAGGCAUCUGUUGAGCAGGUUACCUUUGAAAAGGUGAAUAACUGACAGCCUUUAUCCUGACCAGUCAUUGCCUCCAACAUAGCAUCUGAAUGUUUACAACCUUUGUAAACUGUUCACCCAGGGUUUCUAUAGAAAAUGAAAUAUUUCCUUGCCUCCUCAAUAAAGGGAAGCUUAUAUUGGUGUUUCUCUUGAAACAUCACUUUGCAAUGAAUGCUGCUGGGACAGCUGUCUGACAUUGUCAUGCAGUUUCUCUGUGUGUGUGUUAAUACUUGCUGGUUUUCUUGCCAUCCCUCCCACAGUAGUGUUGGGAUGGGAAGAUUUCAUACACUGAGAUGCUGUUACUUUAAUGAACUCCUUGAGGUUUGUUGAACAAAAAGGCAAUGAAAGUGGACUUAAGGAUUCUUUAAGUGCGAGUUUCUUAGUGCAUAAAAAAUACCGUAUGACUUUAAGGGAAGCUUCAGACAGCUGCAGGUUGGCAUGGCUGCUGCUGAUGUCAUAGUCUUAGUUCACUCCCCAAAGGAGUCAUCAGUACCCUGAGUGGGUGGUCGUUGCUGAGGCAGGGAAGUGGUUGCCCUCACCUUCACUCAGGUAUGCUGAUGUCUUCAUUCCCCAUGUGAGAUCCUGUGCCUGGGCUGGGACACCUGAGCUGGGCCUUUGUUCUCCUGUGUUCCUGCAGUUCUCUCCUGUGGUGGGCUCGUGUUUCAUUCAGGACUGAUCCUUUUUCUUUUGAAGGAGGUGGAACAGCUGUGUUCUGACUUAGAGUACAUUAUUGGAUAAAUACCUUUUUUAAGUGAAAUUCAGUAGUGGUUUGGACCUGGCUACUGACGCCUGGUGUACAAAUUAUUUCCUAGCUAAAACAACUGAAUUUGCCUCCUUCAACAGCAAGAGGGCACUUAAGAGUGAAAAGCUGCAGCAUUUACAUGGAUAAGCAGUGGGCAGUUUGCAGGGUACUUGGGUCAAGCAGGGCUUUAUUUUUACAAGCACCAAGGAGUUGUACAUGUGAGAUUCAAAGAAGUGUGAGGUGGAAUACACAUCAUUAUUUUCUAUAGCAUUUGUUUGUUCCUCACCAAAUUGUGUUUGCACACAACUGAAAGAAACAAGUGUAGCCUGUUGGAAGGCCUCUACUGCAAGUACCUUUGCUACAGCUCCUGAGUGAAAACCCCUUUCACUCCUUUCCUCAGCAGUGCAGCAGAAAAUAAUUGCGCAGGAAGAAGCUAUGGGAUCAGAGGAGCCCACCAGCUGCUCCCUUACAGACCAAACCAACUGUGAGUUCCUUAACCUACUGAACAUGCUGGGGGUGAAGAACGGGGAGCUGCUGGUGAUGGAGAUGAAGGACGUCCACAUGACAGCCCCCUCAGUGCUGAUGGAUUUUGCUCAGGACCUGUUCAGUGUAGGUGAUGGGAGGACUGAACUGCAGCAGACGGAGGAAAAAGAGGAGGAGGAAGACGUUCAACCGCACCUGGUUUUUAUGGUUUGGCAAGCCACCACUUUGAAGCAGCUGAUGCAGUGGGAUUAUCUGGAUGAGACCCUCUUUAACAUAAGGAACUUGUUCCCAUGCGUGCCAGCUGCGCUGGUGCUGGUGGUGAUCCAUUCAGGCUCCCAGGAGGAGCUGUCCCGGGCCGUGGAAGCACUCAGGAGGAUGCAGUGUCUGUUGGAUGGCGCUUUCCAGCAGCUCGUGGUGGAGGCAGCGGUCUACAAGGCAGACCAGCCCGAUAGCAUCAUGGAGGUCAAGAGAGCUGCAUGUAGAGCACUAAGAGAAGUCUUUAAUUGCCGAGAAGAUGUCAGCUCACCGAAUCCCAGUUCUGCUUGUCCAGCUCAAAUCAGCGCCCAGCAGUGGGUCGCUGUCCUCAGCCUGAGCUUGUGCCACGUGAGGUAUCACAGAUGAGUUGCAAACGAAUUCCUGGAGACAGCAGGAUUUGCAGAUCUUGUAUCCACCUAAAAUCUUAUCUGUUAUGGAGAGAAUUAUUAAAGCCUUGUCUUUAUUUGA